CGCAACGGGACACAGUGCGGAUCCUAGCGCUGAGAAUACAGGCGUGCAGGCUAUAAAUACAAAUAAAUAAAUAAAUAAAUAAAGGAGGAGUGUGAGGGUACACCAGAGAGAAUACAGCACACACACACGCACACGCUCUCUCGGCUCGCUCGGUGGGGUCUGCUGUCGGUCCACACACACACUCUCUCUCAGGGCUGGGCUUUUUUCCACGCAGGCUAUGCGGAGGCUCUCGGUGGCAGUAAAAGGGGGAAUGGGGUGGUGCUCUUUGCCCCGACAGCUCCAGCUGCUCCGGGUGGCAUGAAGCGACAGUUAUCUGGUGAAGGAGAAGAGGAAAAAAGGAAAAGGAGGAGGAGAAGAAAAAUAUCAACGCCGUUUGGGACGCAGCGGCUCCACUGACGCCUCACGCACACUGAGCCGGAUCUCUCUCUCUCUCUCUCUCUCUCACGCUCUCUCUCUGGGCGUGUUGGUGCGUGCGCGCGCGUGCGUGUGCUUUAGGGUGGGGUGGGGGGGUCUGUAUACUGUAUAAGGGACGGCAGAAGGCCCUGUGAGUGUGUGUGAGCGUGUGUGCAGGGUGUUCAGGUUAGGGUUUGGAUCCGUGGUCCCGUUUUUGGAUUCGUGGAGGAUGGGAGAGCGCGAGGAACAGGCAAAGCACGAGGGGCUGUGGAAGACUCCCACCUAAUACAGGGCAGUGAUGCCGGGCAUGGUGAUGUUUCGGCGGCGCUGGUCAGUUGGCAGUGAUGACCUGGUGCUGCCCGCUCUCUUCCUCUUCAUACUGCACUGCAUAUGGCUGGUGGUCCUGUCCGUGGUUCUGUUCGGCCUGCCGUACGGCUCAGACGAGUCAUGCUCAGUCACGCUGGUGGACCACGGCCGCGGCUACCUGGGAAUCCUGGUGAGCUGCCUGAUCUGUGAGAGUGCAAUCAUGUGGCUGAGCAUGAGAGGCAGCAUCCUGUACACUCAACCACGAGAGGCCGUCCAGUACGUCCUCUACAUACGACUGGCCAUCCUGUUGGUGGAGCUGGUGUAUGCUGUGGUGGGAAUCGCCUGGCUGGUGCAGUAUUACCAACCCUGCUCUGAUGACACUGCCAAAAACCUCGCUCUGGGAAUCGUGGUGUGUAACUGGUUGGUUAUCUUCAGUGUGUGUUUCACCAUGAUGUGCACUUUUGACCCCACGGGACGAACCUUCGUCAAACUGAAAGCCACUCGCCGUCGCCAACGCAACCUGACAACAUACACACUCAGAGAAAUCCCAAACCUGUGCUGGACUCUGGCUCUCCAGGACCGAAGUUACACUCCUCUGACUCUGUCGCUCAGACAUAGAUUGGAGGAGGGUCAGGCGAGUAGUUGGAGUCGGAGGUUAAGGUUCUUCAUGUGCUGCACUCGAGCGCAGGACUCUCAAUCUGAUGCGUACUCAGAGGUGGCCAGCCUCUUUGCUGAGUUCUUCAGGGAUUUGGACAUUGUGCCCAGUGACAUCAUCGCAGGCCUGGUGCUCCUCAGACAGAGACAAAGAGCCAAGAGAUCUGCCAUUUUGGAACAGCCAAACAACGAUAUUUUAGCCUUCCUGUCCGGAAUGCCUGUAACGCGCAGUACCCGCUACCUGGACCUCAAAAACUCGACGGAGAUGGCCAUGUAUAAGGAGGUGUGUUAUUACAUGCUGUUUGCGAUGGCUGCGUAUGGCUGGCCCAUGUACCUGCUGAGAAAACCAGCCUGUGGACUCUGCAGGCUCCUCAGCUCCUGCACCUGUACAUCUGGAUCUGGCUCUCGUCUGUCUCAGUCAGUAACAGUAGAGGAGGAUAACUGCUGUGGCUGUAAUGUUCUGGCCAUCCGCCGCCAGUUUCUGGAUCGAGACCUCAAACAGGUCCAAAUCGUCUACACAUCCUGCCAUGAUGCGGUGUAUGAGACGCCGUUCUUUGUAGCAGUGGAUCAUGGGAAGAAGAAAGUUGUCAUCAGCAUCAGGGGAACCCUGUCGCCUAAAGAUGCUCUAACUGAUCUCACUGGGGAUUCAGAGCGUUUGCCGGUUGAGGAGCAGCAUGGAGUUUGGCUCGGGCACAAGGGAAUGGUUUACUCAGCAGAAUACAUUAAGAAGAAACUGGAACAAGAGAUGAUUCUGUCUCAGGCCUUCGGGAGAGAUUUGAGUAAAGGAACCAUGCAUUAUGGGCUGGUGAUAGUGGGCCACUCUCUGGGCGCCGGAACCGCCGCCAUUCUCUCCUUCCUGCUCCGCCCACAGUAUCCCACACUGCACUGCUACUCCUACUCUCCGCCCGGGGGGCUUCUCAGUGAGGAUGCGAUGGAGUACUCUAAAGAGUUUGUCACUUCUGUAGUGUUGGGCAAAGACCUCGUGCCCAGGAUUGGCCUUUCUCAGCUUGAGGGUUUCCGCCGCCACCUUCUCGAAGUCUUACAGAAGAGCGAUAAGCCAAAGUGGAGGAUUAUUGUUGGUGGCACUAAGUGUAUUCCGAAAACUGAACUGCCGAUGGAGGACGAUCCUCCAUCUCAGGGCGUAACGCCUUCCAACUCUCGCCUGUGUUUACACCCCAGUGACCUCAGCAUAGCCCUGUCUGCCUCCACCCCCCUCUACCUGCCUGGACGCAUCAUCCACGUGGUCCACAACCACCCCCCUGAAACCUGCUGUGGUCAAGAAGACCCUACAUACUCCGCUCUAUGGGGUGAUAAUAAGGCCUUCGAUGAGGUCAUCAUCUCUCCAGCCAUGCUGAAUGAGCACAUGCCACAUGUGGUGAUGGAGGGCCUCAACAAGGUUCUGGAAAAUUACAAUAAAGGGAAAACAGCUCUUCUGUCUGCCGCAAAGAUCAUGGUCAGUCCUACAGAAGUGGACCUGAAUGCAGAGACCAUUUUCCUUGGAGCCUCCAACUCCCAGCAGCCCUCGCCGCCCACACAGCACCGCAGAAACAGCAGUGUCCGCUCCUGCGCCCGCUCAGAGAUUUCCCUGGACGGUUUUUCCGAGUGUCCUCCUCCACCCAUUCCCGUGGUGCUGACAGGGGCUCGAGAACGGCUGGCCGUGGAGCUGCGGGAGCGUAAGGCCCCCCUGGCGGUCAUGGAGAGCCUUUCGGACGUCGAGUCGGUCUACAGCCUGGACUCCCGCCGUUCCUCGGCCGCUCUGAGGGGGUCGCCGUGCCUGGGGUCAUUGCCCUUCCCCCUGGACGCUCCGAUCCCAGAGGAGAACCCGUCUGUGAGCUCGCGCACUGAGCUGCUGGCCGCAGACGGGCUUCUCCACGCCUCUCCGGAGCAUGAGCUCGGGGAAUCCGGACCCUACUGCCCAACGCCGCCAGAACUGACCGUUCCUUCCCAACACCUCCUGCCAAAAAGCCCGCAACAAAGUGGCCACGGUCCUCCGCUUCUGCUUGGACAGACUGCCAUAGGUCGGCCUGGCCAGCAGAGAGCAGUCUCACGGCCCUCUUCACAGACACUCGAGGUAAAUCAGCGGUUAACCGUCCCUAACAGCCAGGAAACGAACCCCGGCGCACCCUGGACAGGACCUGCGGAAAAGGAGUCUGAAGAGAAUGCAAAGGAUGGAGAUCUGAGGUCGCCCUCUGCUGGCCUGGAGGAGAAAAAACAAGAGGAGAAUCGAGUAGAGGUCAAAGUGGACAUGGAGAGUGGACUGUCCCUCACCACCCCACUGUCCAACGGUAACCCCAGCCAGGCUGUGCUGGAAUUCGCCCAGUACCUGGACUCUCUCUUCAGGCUGGACGGCAGCGGUUCUCCUCCUCUGGAGCUUUCUGAUGGAGAAUCGGAGUCUGGCCGAGGCUCCUGCAGCCAGGCGGAGGGUCAGUGCGAUGACCAGCACUCGAAAGACGCGGACAGGGACAGGCAGCUACUGGUCAGGGCUACUCUGGAGCCCAAUCUCGUCCCCAAGCCCCCUCGCACCUUUGCCGGCUCUGCGGACCCUUCGUCCGGCAUUUCUCUUUCUCCGUCCUUUCCUCUGUCCUCGUCCGGGGAGUUAAAUGACCUUUCACCCCCUGACGGGUCACUACCAGUCAAUCACUCCACUCUACGAACUUCCACUGCCUGUCCUUACGCUGAGGACAACACGUUGUCAUCCAUGGUGUAAGUGACCCACGAGCCUCUCUUGGCCCCGCCCCUUUCUCCUGUUUAUCUCUGUUGGUUUCACUACUGUUCAAAAGUUUGGAAUCACUGUUUUCAGUAUCAUAAGACCAGAAUGACUGCAGGUGUAACUGUAUAAAUCUUUUGAUUAUGAUUCUUUAGGAGACGAUUCAAUGUGUCAUUAAGUCUCACAUUUCAGUGUGAUUCAGUUGUUUAGGAAAUGACUCAUCAUCAAAUCAUGACGCAUCAUUAAAUCUCAAAUAACAGCAUGGUUUGAUUCUUUAGGAAGUAAUUCAGUGGGUCAUUAAAUUUCCAAUUUUAGCACAAUUCAGUUCUUUAGGAAACGAUUCAGUGCGUCAUUAAAUCUGAAAUUUCAGUUAGAUUUGAUUCUUUAGGAAACGAUUCAGUGCACAAUGGCUCAGAUUGCAUUAUCUUUUGGUACGAUUCAAAAUUAUAUUUAAAAAUACACAUAUUGACUAUUUAAACUGCAGUCGAAUACAGACAUUAAAAACAAGGCAUCAAGCUUUUAUGGAUAUUAAUAAAUAGCAUACUUUAUAAUCUUGACAUGACAGUAACAUCUCCAAUCAGUACAGUUGAAUCAUCACCUUCAGGUCGAUGCAUCACGAUGCACUGAUGCGUUUUUAUUAAGAAAAUUUUGAUGUGUCCAGCGUUAUGAAUGGAGCUGUAAAUAUUUACAUAAUAAUAGAGAAGACAGUAUAGAAUCAAGUAUAUAGUUGUAAGAGAAGUUCUCAUAAAAUUAACAUUCAGACUGAAGUUCUACAGAAAUUAAUAUCCAGAAUUGCUCAUAUUUAAAAAAGUAGUGAUGAAAUGAUAGUAAUUUACGGUAAUUAGCUGUGUACAGUGUAUUAUCAUUUAAGAGAAAAAAAAAGUUUUGAGUAAAACACCUAAACAUGCCCUCACUCACUGUAUACACUGUUAUCAAAUAAAAUAUCAGUGAUAUUUACAGUGAUUCUAAAUUUUUGAACAGUAGUGAAUACCACCCCCACCCCCCAAAAAACAGUGGGUGCACUUUUUAUUGCUUUCUCGGACGAGUGCGUAGAAACCUGCAUGCGUAGCAAUGCGACCUGUCCAAGAAGUCCAGGCCCGGUGGAGGCCUGAGGAACCACAGAGAGCAGAAAAAACCUCAUUUUGUUACUGUCAAGACAUUUUCCACACUGAAUGCAGUCUGCCUCAUGCGUCACUGUUACAGACGUGGCCGCCUGCAACCACGAGGGCGCCGGGCUGCUCCUAUAAAGACGUUAAUAAACACUAUCGCUGCCGUACGGAUGAAGCUUUGCACAAAAAAACGACCAGAAAUACACAUCGAGUCUAAUCUUAUCUUAUGUUUACAUUCAUAUUAACGCCACCGAACAAUAAAAUGUGUAAAGUUGCCGGAUUUGCAGGGAAUUCCUCUCGGAAGGGACAUGACAGGAUGGCAAAAAGGGACUGCUUAAAGGGAAAUUCCACCUAUUUUUCAAAAUUUCAAACGGAUGUUAAAGUCAUUCAGAGUAGUUUGGUGUGAAAUGGUUGAUUGUAGAGACCCAGACCAGGGGUCUCCAUGACUACAACAUAAACAUAGCCAUUUUAUUUGCUAUCCAAAACCACUAGCGAACCUACACGUCUUCUGAUUUUUAUAUGGAAUGUUGAUGAUGGUGAAUAGUGGAAAAUCUAAAUCGUGAAUACAUUUUGGACCAAAACUUUAAACCGAUGGACCUUUUAGAACACGUGUCAGGCACCACUCCUCGUGGGCAAAAACACUGCAGACUUCAGCACACUGCCUCAUUAAACACAGCUGAUUCAGCUCAUCAGCUCAUUAGCAAAGCCUUCAUGAACUGAAUUCAGAGCAUUAGAUGAGGGUAACACUAAUGUCCGCAGCACUUUAGCCCAGAAGGUCCCCAGUUUGACAUGCCUGUUUUAGAGGCAUUAACCUCUUCAGAUGUCUGGUUCCCAUCACCACCACUGUAAACAUCUGACUUGGUAAGUUUCUGUAGAACAGAGCAUUUCACACCAAAUCACUCUGAAAGACUCUGUUUACGUCGUAACAGUUUAAUCAUGCAGAAAUUUGGAAAAAUCGGUGGCAUUCCCCUUUAAAGUAGAGAGGCUAAUGUGUAAAGAGUUGGAGUUACAGAUAAGGUGACACUUCCUCAGGUUUUUAAAGAACAGAUGAAGAAAAGGUGGGUCUAAACUAAAAGGUAAUAUCAAAACCCAGACUUUUACAGAUUUUGGAGUGAAGGAGAUUUUGUGUGCAAUGUUCUGCUGAGUAUACGUAACAGGCAGCGCUCGAGAUUGUGUCCUUUUGAAGUGCAGGGGCCAUUUACGAUUUAUGAUUUAUGAUUGUGUUAUGGUGUGCAUGAGAAAAAUAAUGAAUGCUUAAUUUUUUGACAUUUAUUUACCAUCGUUGAUCCUUAUUCACACACAAAUACACUUUUAAUUUUUAAUUUUCAAGCUUUUUUUUGCCAAAACUAAAACCCUGCCAAAUAUAUGUAGAAAUUGAUAUCUUAUUUGAUUUUUAAAAUGAAAUUUAUGUAAUAAAUUGAUAUUUUUUUUUGUUCUUUAUUUGCAUUCUGACAUACGUUUGGCCUAUUAUCACUCAUGAAUGCACCGUGUAACAGUGAAAUGAACUGGACAGCAUCAGGCAUGCACCAAACACAAAAUACCACUGUUUUUGAAUGCCCUCUUUCUUUCAGCAUUAGGCAAGACUGUCUUUAUUAAAAUGCUCAAUUCAUUACACGUGAGCAUGGACUGGAGAAUUCAUAUCACACUGAACAAGAUCCAGUAGCAAACUGAUUUUUUUAGGGAGUCUCAUCUGCAUUUUUAUCAUUUCUACUGUUGUUGUUAUGACUAUAUUACAAUAAUAAUCGGUGGUUUAUCAUUAUGAUGAAUAUUUUAGUAACUGUUACAGUUUGACUUGCCUUUUUCUAUUAUUUCUGAAUGAAGUGUUUUUUUUUUGUUCUAAUUUGAGGCAUUUUAGCCUUUUUUUAUUAGAAGGAGUACAUCUUGUGUCUGUGUGAGGAAAAGUACAGCAGCGAAUAAUAAUAAUAAUAAUAAUAAUAAUAAUUAAAGUGUAUUUAUCAUGCACCUUUCACACAUUUAAAUGAAGUUUAGACAGCUUUAUUAAGACAUUUAAAUAAAAGCCAUGAGAACAAAAAAAAUUAAGUAAAUAAAAACAAAGAAAGAAAAUAAAUUAAUAGUAAACAAGUCAGCAAAUAAAAAAGGGUCUUUAACAAUAGGAAAUAUAACAUUGAAAAAGUGAAUGCCACUGUCAUUGUCCUGCGGAGUAACACAAAUAGCCCUGCCCACAAUACAAAUCAAACUCCAACAGCUUAAAUCAUUCUUAUAAAAUCAACAGAAGGUGUUUAAAUGUUUACACUCAUUGCCGUGUUGGUGCAGAUUAGUGCUUUGCGGUGUUGAAUACAAUGAAAAGAGUUGAAUUGGUUUGAUUCAAAUGUGCACAUCUGCAGCCGUAUGCAGAAGUUUGAACAUCAAAUUUCAUAUGUUGUGAACAUAAGCACAAUUUCUGUGCCGACAACAUACUGGAAAAAAAAAUGUCUCAUCACUUUUGCACAAGCUACAUUGUAUGAUUUGUUUUCCCAGUAUGUUAAAUUCAGUAAAUAAACAGUAGUUGUGUAUUAAAAUGUGCAGGAGUGUGUCUCUGUAGAGAACGUGUUCACUUAUUUACACUCAGAAAAUCAAUACAACAUGGAAUUUGACCGGGGGUGCCAAAACUUUUGCAUACGACUAUUUAAUUAGAUAUAUUACUUCGGCAUAAUUUCUGUCAGAAGUAAGUAAGACUGAAAGACAAAACUGUGUUGAUGUAUUUUAUUCAUGUAGAAAUUAUGUUCGCUUUUGAAUCAAGUCAGUUCAUCAAUUUAAUUAGUUUCCUGUUGUGCUCUACAGGUUAUAUGAUACACUAUUAUAUUAUUCACUAAUACAUUACACACUAAUACAGAAUGAUAAAGACAUUAAAUAAAAAAUAAUGACUAUUAUUAUUAUAAUUAUUAUUAUUAGUAUUAUUAAUAUUAUUACUACCACCAAGACAGUGAAACACAUUGUGAUAUAUACCCCUAAUUUUGCACAGGCCUUACUUUAUAAAGCUCUGCUCCUGUAUUUACAAUUACAGAUAGUGAUGCACUGAUUCCACUUUUUCUCUUCUGAUAUCAAUACAGACGUCUGAAUUCGAGAUAUGGGCCGAUACUAAGUACCAGUUCGAUAGCAAAACUCCUCUGAAAGACCCGUAACAUUGAAAACUGAAUUUACUUUCUUUCUUUUUUAUUUUUAAAUUAGAGACUUUGAUGUAGUAAAUAAACACUGAUAAAAUUUCAAAACUCUCCAGUCCAUACAGUCCAUAUAUGGAAAUUAAACUGCCCUGUUCACACUGAAGUUAUAAGGAGUGUUUCAGCCUGGACUGCUUUUAAAAAUGAGGCACAGUACAGGGCAGCCAAUCAGGACAGACCUCAUUUAUACAUGUCAGUCUUAAAGGCACAGUAACACAGCCUGUUUCAUUCUAAGGGAUGUGUUUAGGUCUGAAAGUGUUCAUUUUAAAAUGAAUUAUGACUGGUUUGGUGUAAAGAAAACCCCACAAAUGUCACAAAUAAAUUAAAAAAUGUAGGAUAUGGGCCCUUCAAAGCAUUUAUAGUUUUUAGUAGUAUAUAAACAUAAAUAUACAAUAGAGUCUAAUGUACAGUAAUUAUUUAAUUAGCACUGCAUUGCAAUUACAGCUAAAGUAAUGUAUUGACUGUGGAUCGUUCACUUCUGAUUGAUAUCUGUAUCAUUUAAUAAGGUCAGUAUGUGGGAUCAGUGCAUCACUAUAUACAACCUGGUGAAUCGUACAGUCACUCAGUAAUAUGAAUUUUAUAGUGGCGUGCUAUUUCAGACCAUUUAUUCUGCAGAUUGGGGUCAAAGGUCAUGCUUGUAUGUACAGUAUGUCGUCUACAAAGGCAAAUAUAGGCCCUCUUUUUGGAUCUGUUACAUUUGAGUCACUUCUGUCUGGAUUCCCUGCUGUACUUCUUCUCAGUGGUUGUGUAUAGCACUGUCUUCUUCAUGUGAUUAUUUUAUGCAAGUAUAAACCCAUCUUAUUUUCAGUCAUUUUUUAAUAAAAAAAUAGAAAAGAAUCCAGUGGGACAUUAUCAAGAAAAAUGGCUGUAUCAUGUAUCAUAGUGAUGACUUUAUCUGAAAUCUAUAGCUAUAUUGAUAUAUAUUAUAAAUGGGAAAAAAAGUAUUUAUCUGUGGAUAUAUGCUGAUUUAAGAAAAUCAAUGAUGUAGCCAUUGGUCUUCAACAGAAACAUAUUUCUUUCUAUUGUUGCCAGCUACCUUAUCAGUCCUUACUUUUCAUGAAUGAGAAUGUAUUUAAGACCUGCCUGCACAUACACACACACACACACACACACACAGACGCAUACACACAAACACACUACCCUGCCUGUAAAAGAAUAAAACAGUACAGAUUUCAGACAAACAAACACUG
Colossoma macropomum (tambaqui) is the source of this 9517-nucleotide messenger RNA. It is a transcript of the gene dagla, whose product is annotated as diacylglycerol lipase, alpha. The coding region runs from base 692 to 4060 and encodes 1122 amino acids. The record is from RefSeq and is a predicted model, not a curated record. The transcript is spliced from 22 exons. Gene Ontology annotation, cellular component: dendrite membrane; postsynaptic membrane. Gene Ontology annotation, biological process: lipid metabolic process. NCBI's taxonomy places the organism in Eukaryota, Metazoa, Chordata, Actinopteri, Characiformes, Serrasalmidae.